UUUAGUAUAUUUUAUUUAUUUUUCGUUGAGAAAAUAAUUCUUUUUUAAUGUAAUAUGGCUGUUACAUUAUCAGAAAUAGCAAAAUUGUUUGAAGGCAAUAAAAAAGAAUUCGAAUUGAUGUUAAAACAAUAGGAAAAAGUUUUUAUCGACAUUAAAACUUUAAAGUAUUUAAUGGCAGAUUAGAAAAAGUUGAAAAAGGUAUAGAAGAAUUGAAGCAUAGUUUAAAUUUUCAUGAAGAACUAAUCGAUGAAAAAGUUAUGAAAGCAAAUGUUUUCAGUAAAGAAGACAAUUCAGAAAUUACACGCAUACAAAAAAAGUUAAGGGAGAUAGAAGAUCGAUCGAGACGUAAUAAUUUAAGAGUGGAUGGAAUUAAUGAAAAAGAAGGUGAAAGCUGGGAGGAAAGCGAACUUAAGAACACACUGCAUUGUCUUCAUUUUUUUGUCUCUCAAGACUCUUGUAGGUGCUUCAAUUAAAGAAGGUUUAUCAAAAUCAAAUAUAUCACCAAGUAAAUCAAGUAUUUCACCAAGUAAAUCAAAUAUAUCACCAAGUAAAUCAAAUAUAUCACCAAGUAAAUCAAGUAUUUCACUAAGUAAAUCAAUUUUUAUUAAGCAAGAUCAACUAACAGGUCCAGUAAAAUCAAGUAAAAUGCCAGAAUUUUCGAAAACAAUGCCAAAACUUUUGCUAAGUCAUUCAAAAUUAACCGAACCAAUUGGUCCAGCGAAAAUGAGCAAGAUGCCAGAUUUUUCAAAAUCAAUGCCAAAAGUCAUGCCAAGUCAAACAAAAUUUGUUCCACUUAAUUCAAAACCAACUGAACCAAUAGGUCCAGCAAAAGUGAGCAAGAUGCCAGAUUUUUCAAAAUCAAUGCCAAAAAUCAUGCCAAGUCAAACAAAAUUUAUUUCAUUUAAUUCAAAACCAACUGAACCAAUUGGUCCUUCUAAAGUAAUUCAUUCAGCCAUUUUAAAGUCAUCUGAACCAACAGGUCCAGGAAAGUCAAUAAAACUAUCAGCUUCAUAUAAAGCAUGAACUCAAUCAAUUUUCGAUAAAGUUUGUAUAUAUUUUGCGCGUUGGAACACAAUUGUAAUCUGGUUGGCUGGCUAAAUUGAUCGUUUUAAUGUUUUAUUGUAAAUGUUCUAUUAUUUGUUUUAGAAAAAUUAUUUAUCGUU
Messenger RNA from Hydra vulgaris (swiftwater hydra), 1163 nucleotides. Its product is annotated as myosin light chain kinase, smooth muscle. NCBI's taxonomy places the organism in Eukaryota, Metazoa, Cnidaria, Hydrozoa, Anthoathecata, Hydridae. The record is from RefSeq and is a predicted model, not a curated record.